This is a messenger RNA of Racocetra fulgida, 300 nucleotides long. NCBI's taxonomy places the organism in Eukaryota, Fungi, Glomeromycota, Glomeromycetes, Diversisporales, Gigasporaceae. The record is from the annotation of a GenBank genome assembly.
CACCUAUUAAACUUAUUAAAGAAAUCUUCAAAGAAAUAAAAGAAUCUGGUAGGAAAAAGGUUGACCCCUAUGAUACUACUUAUUUCAAUAAAGGAUUAGAAAGUUAUUGUGAUCAACCAUUCAAUUGUGAUCCUCAAACCGCUGAAAAAUAUUGGACAGAAAUUGAACAUGUUUGUGAAAAAGAAUUGAGUCAUAAAGUAGAUUGGAGCGAUGAUCCUAGAAAGUAUGUCAAGAAAGCCACUAAUGAAGAUCCGAAUCCUACUUUUUCCUUAGAUUUCAAAUACGUUUUCAAGAGUGAUG